GUGGGAAUAAACCAGAAAACGCAAAAAUGACGGUGGACUUUGAAGAAUGUAUAAAAGAUUCCCCCCGAUUCAGGGCUGGCAUUGAUGAUGUGGAGACAGACGUGGUGGAGAUUGAGGCGAAGCUCGACAAGCUGGUGAAGCUGUGCAGCGGGAUGAUCGAGGCCGGUAGGGCCUACGUCAGUGCCAACAAGCUCUUUGUUAACGGCAUCAAGGAUCUGUCCCAGCAGUGCAAGAAAGAGGAGAUGAUAUCGGAAUGUCUUGAAAAGUGUGGAGAAAGCCUCCAGGAGAUCGUCAACUACCACAUGAUACUGUUUGACCAGGCUCAGAGGUCGAUCAAGCAGCAGCUUCACACCUUCAUUAAAGAGGAUGUGCGUAAAUUCAAGGACACCAAGAAGCAGUUUGACCGGGUGCGCGAGGACAUGGAGCUGGCCCAGGUGAAGAACGCCCAGGCACCCAGGAACAAAGUGCACGAGGCUGAAGAGGCCACACAGGCCCUCAUCCUCAGCCGCAAAGCCUUCAGGCACCUGGCACUAGACUACGUACUGCAGAUAAAUGUGCUUCAGGCCAAGAAGAAGUUUGAAAUCCUGGAUGCAAUGCUGUCCUUCAUGCGUGCCCAGUGCACACUGUUCCAACAAGGCUUUAACAUCUUAGACGAGAUUGACCCCUAUAUGAAAAAACUGGCUGCACAGCUGGACCAGUUGGUUAUCGACUCUGCUAUGGAGAAGAGGGAGUUGGAGCACAAACACGCCGUCAUCCAGCAGAGAACUCUGAUGCAGGACUUUUCUUAUGAUGACCACAAGUUGGAAUUUAAUGUGGACGCACCCAAUGGCGUGGUCAUGGAGGGCUACCUCUUCAAGAGGGCCAGCAACGCGUUCAAGACCUGGAACAGGCGGUGGUUUUCUAUACAAAACAGCCAGCUGGUCUACCAGAAGAAACUCAAGGACUCUCUGACAGUGGUGGUGGAGGACCUGAGGCUGUGCUCUGUUAAACCCUGUGAAGAUAAUGAGAGGAGGUUCUGCUUCGAGGUGGUUUCACCCACUAAGAGCUGUAUGCUGCAGGCGGAGUCUGAGAAGCUGCGGCAGGCUUGGAUCCAGGCAGUCCAGGCAAGCAUCGCCUCUGCUUACAAAGACAUCGCCGACAAUUAUUACAUUGAGCGUUUGGACCGGACGGCCUCACCCUCCACCAGCAGCAUCGACUCUGCCAGUGAGCCCAGAGAGAGGGGGGAGAGGGCUGAUAAGGGAGUUCGGGGAGGCGGGGAAAGCCUCCUCCAGAGGGUGCAGAGCCUGCCAGGCAACGAGCUGUGCUGUGACUGUGGCCAAACGGCUCCGUGCUGGGCCUCCAUCAACCUGGGAGUGCUGCUCUGCAUUGAGUGCUCAGGAAUCCACAGGAGUUUAGGUGUCCAUUGCUCUAAAGUGCGUUCGUUGACGUUAGACUCAUGGGAGCCAGAAUUACUAAAGCUGAUGUGUGAAUUGGGGAACACUGUGAUCAACCAUAUUUAUGAGGGGGCCUGCGAGGAGCUGGGAGCCAAAAAACCGGGACCAUCCAGUUCAAGACAGGAGAAAGAGGCUUGGAUCAAGUCUAAGUAUGUGGAGAAACGCUUCCUGAAGAAGAUGAGUGGGAGCGAGGCUUUGGUGGAGGGUGAAAGGAAGUCCCGGCCCUGGACGGUGAAGAAGUGCCAUCGACACAACAGCUCUGUUCGUGCGCCCAACAAGGCCCGCAGGAAAUACCAUUGCUACGAGCCGGGAAGCGCUACACCCGCAAACCUCUCAGCAGCUGCUGCAGCAAAGUUUCGCCGGGACUCCCUGUUCUGUCCAGAUGAGCUGGACUCACUAUUUUCCUACUUUGACACUGGCUCUGGUCCUCGCAGUCUUAGCAGCGACAGCGGCCUGGGAGGAAGUACCGACGGCAGCACAGACAUCCUGGUAUUUGGCUCGGUGGUGGGAAGCGUUACAGAAGAAGAGGAGGAGUCAGAGGAGUCCUCCAGUGGUGAGGUGGAGAUUGAGCAGGAAGUGUCUUCAGACCCCGAAGACCCGAGGGAGCUCCAUCCCGGGGCUCUUCUCCACCGAUCCUCCCGUCUACACAAUCUGCCACUCAUGGCAGAGGCAUUGGCGCACGGCGCGGAUGUCCACGCUGCGAGUGAGGAGGAGGGCAGAACGCCACUCAUUCAAGCCGUGGUCGGGGGUUCUCUGAUAGCUUGUGAGUUCCUGCUACAGAACGGAGCCGAUGUGAACCAGAGGGACAUGAGAGGCAGAGGCCCGCUGCACCACGCCACCUACCUGGGACACACUGGUCAAGUGUGUCUGUUCCUGAAGAGGGGAGCAUCUCAGACAGAAGUGGAUGAGCAGGGUCAUGACCCCCUAAGCAUCGCCGUCCAGGCUGCCAACGCAGACAUCGUCACCCUAUUGCGUCUUGCGCGGAUGAACGAGGAGAUGCGAGAGGCCGAGGCUCCAUUGGGUCAACCAGGGGUUGCCAAGGGCAGCAGGACAGUUAAACCAAAGGAUGUUCGGGAUAGAAUGACAUCUCCUGUGUUGAUGUCUUUCGCGAGUUUUCUCUCCUCGCGUCUCUCCAGCCCGAGAAGUUGAGAAGAAGGAGCAUACAGUUCCGCUGCUGCAAGAAACCACAGUGCCACUGACCACCACUUCUUCUGACCGCUCUUCAGUCACUUUGGAAACAAGAGGGAGAAAGCCACAUGCCAUUAAAACAAUAUUUUGAUGCUGGGGAUAGAGUGCUGCAGGCGUAAGCAAAUGGUGAAACACCUGGUCCUGAAUCGCUCUUGUAAAUAUGUUAAGUCAAGGUCAAGAUAAUAGAACUUGAUUAUGUCAAAAUGUUAUGAAAUAUAGCUCCAACAGUUCCUUUGCACAGUAGUCAAUUCAGUUGACCUGCUGACAGUGUUGGUGAUUUUAAGGAAUUAACAACAGUCAGUGUAGCAUGUCAGGUGAUCUCUGGACAAAGACUACCAUGAUGUAUUUAAAGUGGCAAUGCACGGCAACAAUUAGGUAUUGCUCUUCCAUAAAGUUGGCGAACUCACAGGAGAAACCUUUAGAAGGACUAUUCCAAAUUUGAAGCUGAAGAAGCUGAGACUUUUAGUCUCAAGUAUGGAAACCCUAAAACACUGAAUAUUAUAUUUCCACAAUAUUUGUUAGACCCUCCCUGCCUGGUAGCUGCCUAUACCCUUUAAGCUUUACAAUAAAUUGUAUAAUCCCCAUGCCCAAGACAAAAUAAGCCUGAUGACAUCACCUGUGUUGUUUUUUUUAGACAUAGGAAAGCGUUUCCAUAGGCUGUAUUAUACUCUCUACGAUGAGUAAACUAAACUGAUAAUCAGUGAAGUGCCGUUUAAAUGUUUUGUAUAAUUUGAUUAUGUCAGCUGGAAAUCUCUGAUGAAAUGUUUUUCAAACUAUUUUAAAACUGGUAAAAUAAAUAUAUAGUA
Molecule: messenger RNA, 3427 nt
Organism: Anoplopoma fimbria (sablefish)
Lineage: Eukaryota; Metazoa; Chordata; Actinopteri; Perciformes; Anoplopomatidae
Product: arf-GAP with coiled-coil, ANK repeat and PH domain-containing protein 3-like
Exons: 26
Coding region: 27-2582 (851 amino acids)
Cellular component (GO): cytoplasm
Molecular function (GO): GTPase activator activity; protein binding
Source: RefSeq, a predicted model, not a curated record